Messenger RNA from Heterocephalus glaber (naked mole-rat), 3141 nucleotides. It is a transcript of the gene Kank3, whose product is annotated as KN motif and ankyrin repeat domains 3. Gene Ontology annotation, molecular function: protein binding. Gene Ontology annotation, cellular component: cytoskeleton; cytoplasm. Lineage: Eukaryota; Metazoa; Chordata; Mammalia; Rodentia; Bathyergidae. The record is from RefSeq and is a predicted model, not a curated record. Gene Ontology annotation, biological process: negative regulation of actin filament polymerization.
UAGACUUGAACUUUCGAUCCUACUGCCUCAGCCCUCCAGAGCACCAGGACUGUAGGCAUGCACCAUCACAUCCAGCUUCCCCUUUCUCUUCUAAAGGCGAAAGGCCCACACAAUCUUUUCAGCACCGAUUUCUCAUUUUCACCAGGGAUUCACAGAAAAUUCAGCCUCUCUGCUGUUCCUCCCGCACUCUCUGAUACUGUUUUCUCUUUUUCUUUUUUUGGUACGGGGGAUCGAACUGGUGACCUUGCGCUUGGGAGGCAGGUGGCAGAACUACUGAGCUAAAUCCCCGGCCCUGCGAUCGUUUUCUUGACCUCUUGCCCCUCUGGAUGCCUCUCCUACUUCCUGCCCCAGCCUGGGCCCCAGGGGUCCCCAUAUUCCUUUAAUCCAAAGUUUCAAGGUCUCUCCAGAGAGGAGGGAGGCAAGGGCCUGUGUAUGAGGACCAGAGCAUGGCUGGGCAGCAGGACGGACAGGGACCCUGCCGUCACCUCUCUGAGGUCUUUUGCAGGGUGAGUAUAGCGGCUACUUCAGGAAACAUGGCCAAGUUCGCCCUGAACCAGAAUCUGCCUGAUUUGGGCGGCCCUCGCCUGUGCCCCGGCCCGAUCGGGGGCGCGCGGAGCCUGAGCUCGCCUUACUCCGUGGAGACGCCCUACGGCUUCCACCUGGACCUGGACUUCCUCAAGUACGUGGAGGAGCUGGAGCGCGGUGGGCCCGCCGCCCGCAGAGCCCCCGGACCCCCGACCGCGCGCCGCACCCGCGCGCCCCGCCCGGGCCUCGAGGGCGCUCGCAGCCCAGGCGCCUGGGCAUCCAGUGAGUCCCUGGCCAGCGAUGACGGCGGAACUCCGGGCGCGCUCUCCCCCGGGGCGCUCCCGGGGCUCCAGUUGCCACCGCUGUCGCCACGCGCACUCGUGCGCAAUGUGCGCGUGGAGAACACGCUGCUGGAGACGAGCCGUCGGCUGGAGCUGGCACAGGCGCAGGAGCGCGCGCUCAGCCCUGCCCGCGUGGAGCCGCGCAGUCCACGGGGGUCCGGCCGCAACAGCCCCGCCCCCGCCUCGCCCGGCCCAGCGCAGCUGCAGCUGGUGCGCGAGCAGAUGGCCGCGGCGCUGCGGCGCCUGCGCGAGCUCGAGGACCAGGCGCGCGCGCUGCCCGAGCUGCAGGAGCAGGUGCGCGUACUGCGCGCUGAGAAGGCGUGGCUGCUGGCCGGGCGCGCGCUGGCGGAGCCCGACGGGGAGGCCGAGGCGCGCCCGGACAAGCUCGCCCAGCUGCGGCGGCUCACCGAGCGCUUGGCCACCUCCACCUCGGAGCGCGGCGUCCGCUGCAAGGCCAGCCCCCGCGCUGAAGGCCCAGAUGGGCCGGCUGCAGCGCGCAGCGAGGGCGCACGCCAGGUCCUCGAGGGGGCAGCCGGGACUCCUGGGACCCCCGACGACGGGUCGCCCCAGACCCGGGAGGUGGGCAUCGAGGUUGUGCUCGAGACCCGAGAGGCGGGUGCCCAGGCAGCGCCGGAAACCCGGGAGGCCGGCGUGGAGGCGGCCCCUGAGACCGUGGAGGCGGACGCGUGGGUGAGCGAGGCGCUGCUCGGGGUGCCCGCCGCUGCCGAGCGCGAGCUGGAGCUGCUUCGCGCCGGCCUGGAGCACCAGCGCGGGGUGAGCGAGCUGCUGCGCGGGCGGCUGCGGGAGCUGGGGGAGGCCCGCAAGGCUGCCCAGGACGAGGCCAGGGAGCCCAGGGCCCCGCCGUGCAGUGCCGCCACUCAGACCCCUUGGGGCUGUGCGGAGAAGACCACGCAGACUGAGCUCCCUGCGGAGGCCCCUCCUGGGGACAGGGCCGUGGCCCCGGCGGGCACCCUCAAGUCCAUCAUGAAGAAGAGAAACGGCACCGCUGGCGCCCAGCCCAGCCCGGGACCCAAGAGCCUGCAGUUUGUCGGAGUCAUCAACGCAGAGUAUGAGAGCUCGUCCAGCGAGGACGACAGCGACAGCAACGACAGCCAAGACGGCGCCCCGAAGCGUCCGAGGAGCAGCUCUUCCGGCUCCGGGGACGACAGCGGCGGGGACGUCGGGGACCCGGAGGCAAAGGCGGAAGCAGAGCCUCAGCCCGGGACCCAGGGGAGGCAAGAGGCGCCCGUGGUCGGGAGUGGGGGCGGCUGGGUGUCUCGGGGUCCCCCUGAGGCUCGCCUGGCUCCUCUCAGGUACGAGCUGAGCCCGCGGUUGCGCGAGGCGUGCGCCGCGCUGCUGAGACAGCUGAGCCGGCCCCGCGGAAUGGCCCGCGACAGCAACGCGGCGCGCCUGGUGGCCCAGGAGUGGUUCCGGGUGUCCAGCCAGCGGCGCUCCCAGGCCGAGCUGGUGGCGGGGGUGCUGCGUGGGUUGGCGCGCCUGGGACCCCCGCUGCUGACGCACGUGGUGAACCUGGCGGAUGACAACGGGAACACGGCCCUGCACUACAGUGUGUCCCAUGGGAACCUGGGCAUCUCGAGCCUGCUGCUGGACACGGGGGUCUGUGAGGUCAGCUGCCAGAACCGCGCCGGCUACUCAGCACUCAUGCUGGCUGCACUCACGUCUGUGGGGCUGGAGGACAUGGUUGUGGUCCGGAGGCUCUUUAGAAUGGGUGAUGUCAACGCGAAGGCCAGCCAGACUGGACAAACGGCCCUCAUGCUGGCCAUCAGCCACGGCCGGGAGGAUAUGGUAAUGGCCCUGCUGGAGUGCGGGGCUGAUGUGAAUGCACAAGACUCGGAAGGGGCCACGGCGCUCAUGUGUGCCAGCGAGUAUGGACGCCUGGACACCGUCCGGUUGCUGCUGGCCCAGCCAGGCUGUGACCCUGCCAUCCUGGACAAUGAGGGCACCAGUGCCCUGGCCAUCGCCUUAGAGGCGGAGCAGGACGAAGUGGCCGGUCUGCUGCAUGCCCACCUGAGCUCCAACCAGCCUGGUUCCCAGAGCCAGUCACCCUCAGACUCUCCUGCAGCCACACCCGGUGAAGGAGGGUGCAGUGACAUCAGACAGGACCCCCAGCCUCAGUGAACUGCUGUGCACACCUGAGCAGGACUCAGGGAGGAUCCUUUCCUCCCCACCUCACCCCCUGGAUCACACAUCACACACCCAUCCACUUUCUCAAACUUUUUUCCUAAUAAAACACUGCUAUUCAGCUUGCACUGUC